This is a messenger RNA of Triticum turgidum subsp. durum (durum wheat), 1866 nucleotides long. NCBI's taxonomy places the organism in Eukaryota, Viridiplantae, Streptophyta, Magnoliopsida, Poales, Poaceae. The record is from the annotation of a GenBank genome assembly.
AUGGCGCGCUCCAUCAUGCCUGCUUCUCCCUUUGGGGGAAGGGAGGGGAAAGGUGGGAUGUGUGCGCCUUGUGACGAGCUCGCAGCUGUGCCAGGCGUUUGUUGUGUUUCUGGUCAACCGCUUGCUCAGUUCAUGUCUUCCAAGCCUGCCUCCCAAAGUAUGCCGGAGCAAGCGGCAAAGCCAAAGGAAAUGGGCGAAGAUGACAGGCAGCGAUCUGCUGCUGAGGAGGUUUCGGGGGAGCCGGACCAGCAGCAAGAAUCUCCAGCUCCUGUGCUGGACAAGGAUGCUCCAGAUCUCUCUCCGGACUCUGGGGUCCUGGACGUGCCACUAGCCCCAGAGGCAGAAUCUGAUGAGUCAAAAGAGACCAAGAACUCCGAUUCCAACGAGAAUCAAGAAAAGAAGUCGUCGCAAAAGAGUAGUAUCAGUGAUAGCUUUAUUUCAGCUAAAGUGAGUGAUGGGACAAAUAGUCUGGGUAAGACCAGUGGUAGUGCUAAGACCAGUGGUCGAGAUUUCACCGAGAGUGGCAAGAGCAGCAUGUGCCGUGUGAGUGCAAGCAGUGACUUGAGUGAUGAGAGCUCCUGCAGCAGUAUGAGCAGUGCCACCACAAAGCCGCACAAAGGGAAUGAUUCGAGGUGGGAGGCCAUCCAAGUGGUCAAAUCCAGGGAGGGCGUUCUUGGUCUGAACCAAUUUAGGUUGCUUAAGAAGCUGGGUUCUGGUGAUAUCGGAAGUGUGUAUCUCUCUGAAUUGAGUGGUACCAAGAGUCACUUUGCAAUGAAGGUGAUGGAUAAAACAUCUCUGGCUAGUCGGAAGAAGCUGCUCCGGGCACAGACCGAGCGGGAGAUACUGCAGUCCCUGGAUCAUCCAUUUCUGCCGACCCUAUAUACUCAUUUUGAGACGGACAAGUUUUCGUGUCUGGUUAUGGAGUUCUGCCCUGGAGGGGACUUGCACACCCUUCGACAAAGGCAGCCUGGAAAACAUUUUUCAGAGCAAGCAGCAAAGUUCUAUGUAGCAGAGGUGCUCCUUGCAUUGGAGUACCUGCAUAUGCUUGGGAUUAUAUACCGUGAUCUCAAGCCAGAAAAUGUUCUAGUCCGGGAGGAUGGGCACAUCAUGCUGACUGAUUUUGACCUAUCUCUUCGUUGUUCAGUGAGCCCAACCGUGAUCAGGGGUGCAAAUCCUGGCUUAGAUGCGCUGCAGAGGAAUAAUGCAGCGUACUGCGUCCAGCCUGCUUGCAUUCAGCCAUCCUGUGUUGUUCCAACCACAUGCUUUGGUCCUCGAUUCUUCUCGAAAUCCAAGUCCAAGUCAAAGUCUAAGAAGGAGAAGCCAAAGCCGGACAUCGUGAACCAGGUUAACCUAUUCCCUGAGAUGAUCGCCGAGCCAACUGAUGCUCGGUCCAUGUCCUUUGUGGGCACCCACGAGUACCUGGCCCCAGAGAUAGUGAAAGGGGAAGGCCAUGGCAGCGCGGUGGAUUGGUGGACCUUCGGCAUAUUCUUGUAUGAGCUACUGUUCGGCAAGACCCCUUUCAAGGGUUCAGGCAACCGGGCGACGCUUUUCAACGUCGUCGGUCAGCCCCUGCGGUUCCCAGAGUCCCCGCUAGUGAGCUUCUCGGCAAGGGACAUGAUAAGGGGACUACUGGUCAAGGACCCGCAGCACCGGCUGGGCCACAAGCGUGGGGCCACGGAGAUAAAGCAGCACCCCUUCUUCGAGGGCGUGAACUGGGCCCUUAUAAGAUGCGCGAGCCCUCCGGACAUACCCAAGCCUGUGGAGCUGGACUGCCGCCCGAAGCAGGCCCCGUCGGCGAACGGGAAGGUCGCGCCGGCCUCCAACCAGAAGGGCUCGGACAACUAUCUAGAGUUUGAGUUCUUCUAG